AUGGGUAGAGCAGUUGUUGGAGUUCAAGCAUCAGAUGGUAGCUUCUUUGAGCAAUUCACAAGUGCUCAAAAAAAUUCCUCGACGACAACCAAGGAGGUGGAAGUGUUCAAUGGGGAUGUUUUCGUGAAAAAUCUCUCAUUUAAUUGCGACGAAAAGUUAUUGGAGGAUCUUUAUGUAGAGGCUCUCUAUACGAUAUUUCAUAAAGUCGGCCGUUCGAGUGGUUUUCCUGAUGAAGCGCUCAUCAAAUAUGUUCAACAGUCAUUUAGGGUUGACGAUAAUCGUCAUAGGCGUCUCGUUAGCAGAGCAAAUGAAGAAAAGCCACCCGUUGUCCUGCUCAAUGUGCUGCUUCUUGAGGCGAGGGAUUUGAUCGCAAAGGAUGUCAACGGUUUGAAUUUCACUCGAUUCAGUGAUCCGUUCUCGAUGAUGGGUGUUGUACCAAGUAGAACACAUGAGCAACAAAAGCCAGUUGGAUCGCCCAAACUUGAAAAAUGUACACAAGAGCGAGAUUCGACGGUGAAUGGAGAUGACGCCAAUAUUCAACCACUGUCCCCCCAUACAGUCGAGAAGACGCCAUUCAAUCAAAAACGACUUGGUGGUGGUGGUGUUUUUCAUCGUUUCGGGGGAUCUUUUCAACGUCGAAUUGGAUCGAGGAAGAACGCAAAGGAUCCUGAAACUAAACAUAUUCCAGCUAAACUGAUUAAGGCAUCAUCAGUGCAACGGAAAACGCUCAAUCCGAAAUGGAAUGAAAAGUUUCAAUUCGUUGUCGACGAUGUUGCUACUGAUCGUUUCCAUAUGGAUAUAUGGGAUCAUGACGACGAAGAACAAUCUGUCAUUGAUGCGGUUACUUCGCUGAAUCAUAUUUCUGGAUUAAAGGGUCUUGGAAGAUAUUUUAAGGAAGUUACGCAGAGUGCACGUGCUGAUUCGCAAGAUUGUGUUGAUGACUUUCUUGGAUGCAUAACGCUCAAAAUUAAGGAUAUUCCAUCAGUAGGCAUUGAUGACUGGUUCACUCUUGAGAAGAGGUCUGAAAGAUCGGAAGUGUCGGGUCAAGUUAAAUUGAAGUUAUGGUUGAGUACCAAAGAGGAGCGCAAUGAAAUGGAUGAAGACGAUUUGGUUGACGUUAAGCAGCACGUCGACCUGAUUCGACAGUUUGCUAUACAUGAAAUCAGUCAUUCAGGGGCUCCUGUUUCGUCAUAUCAAGGUGAACUGCCGGAAGCCGCAAAAACAAUAUUACAUCAGCAUGCAAUACAAGGUGAUCUCACUGAACUUCAUCAAGCAUUAUGUUCAUGGUUGGCGUAUGUCUCUAUGCUGAAUAUUGGUAUAUCCUAUGCAUUUCUUUUUGAUGUGCUGUCUGACUUGAUUAUGAAGUGGGAACCACUCAUUCUUGAUAAGGAUGAUGAAAAUCUGUUGGGUGAUUCUUUUACGGCAUUCGACCAGCACUGUCGUAUAGCGAUGAUGGAUCACCGGACACGAUUUCCCACCAAUCGUCGUGAGCAACUCGACUCGAUUGCCAAUUUAUUGAGGUUACUCAUGUCAGCUGAAGCAUAUUUCAAGAAAGCAAUUGAAGAUGCAACAAAUAGCGAUCCAUGCUUGGAGUUAUCGUCGUUGUUGCAUUCAGUGAAUGCUGCCUGUGCCAAAUUUAUCUCUUACGAUCCCAUUUUCAAGGCUUUCGCAGGCGUGGACUACGCAAAUCUUAGCUAUUACCAGUUUAACAGGAUGUUGGAAGAAUAUCUCUGUUCCGAGUUAAUGAGUGAAAGUGCAAUGGACUUAAAGAGCUCGUUGAUUGAAGCGUCGAAGAGAGAUGAUGACAAUGGAAAAUCGCUGAUCGUUCUGAUCAGAAUUCAUUUCGCCCUUCUUGAAUUCAGAAAUUAUCGUUCGCCUAAACCUAAAUAUGCUGAGGACAAUGACGAAUGGGGGUUCAUUUUCGACAAAGCGAUCAGCAAAUGGAUUGAUCUGGUACGGGUUCGUGCUUUUGCUAGAGUUAAUCUAUCAUGCCAGCUUGAUACAAUGAUUCAAGCAUCAAAUGAUAUCAGACAUUCAAGUUCAUAUGUUGAUAUAUGUCAUAUGAUAACACAGAUAAUUAACACAUGGGAACGAAUGCGCGUUUGUGAUGUGCGCUUGCGUGUGGAUUUAACCGAAAAAUUAGUUCAAAGUAUCAGUAAAAUUACUGAAUAUUAUGUGGACAAAAUUUUAGCGCAGCUUGCAUCGGACGGUUUCUGUGGUGAGCUGCAAGUAUUCGUGCCAGGUGCACUUGUUUCAAUGGUAAGACUCUUCUGUGCUGCAGUCAAUAAUGCGGAGCAAGUCAGAAGAAGCCUCCUAUUCCAUGAUAAAUUGCAUCUUGAUGAAAUUGUCCAUAUUUAUCAAAAAGUCACUCAGUGCGAACCGAAAUGGCGAAGUGAAAUUGAAAAAAUAAUUGAUGAUUGUGACAAAUAUAUAAGUGAACAAAUAGAUGCUACCAUUGACAGGCUAACAAGACGACUCAGUUCACACUUCAAAAAACAUAUCUUCCAUCUUGCGUGGAGUCCUUCUGCGUGCGCUGUUGAAACAGCUAUCAAGCCAUUAACUGAUAUGUUAGAUGCUGAACUAAGCAGUGUGCAUCGUACAUUGCUGCACAAAAACUUCGUGCGGGUGAUGUUAAGUCAACUCAAUACACUCGUUCCCUUGCUUCAAGAAUGUGUUGAUGAGAAUCCUGGGCUUGAACCGAUGUUCUAUCAACGACUUUUUGAUGGAUCUUCCAUGUUAACCGAAUUCUUUCACGCCGAUGGUAAAGGAAUUUCUAUGGAAACAUUCAAUAAUCUAUCCGCUUAUCAGAAGUUGAUGUCGACACUGGCAUUGAAUCAAACCCCUACAGUGCAGCUGAUUGAGCAGUACUAUAGGGAUCUUUUAAAGGAGCAGAAUGAGGUCUCCGAAUGCAAAUACGGUAUAUUGAAUGUGCGUGCCUACUACAACACAAAUUCUCAAACACUUGUUGUGGAUGGUAUCAUUUUUGUAAUUCCACUUGAUUCGAACGGGCUCAGUGAUCCGUUUGUCAUCAUCGAACUUGUACCACGUAUGCGCUAUUCUUCUCAACCAAUUGCCAGAACGCGUGUUGUUAGUAAAAGCUUGAAUCCGAUUUUCGACGAAACAUUCGAAUUCCAUAUUCCGAACAAGAUUCCGGCUGUUGCAAUAGUGCAUUUCGUCGUUAUGGAUCACGAUUUUCUACGAUCGAACGACUUUGCUGGUGAAGCAUUUUUAGACUUAGCUGAAGUACCAGGCAUUGGUACGGCUGCUGGUUCUGCGCUACGACAGUUUAAUCUCAUUCUCAUUCAUCCUUCAAAAAGAGAAAAGCCGUCAACAGCGGUCUUAUCGAGUAGAAAAGAUGACAAGGAUGCACAAGAUUUUGUGCGAUCGCUGAAUGCUGUGUAUUAA
Anisakis simplex (herring worm) is the source of this 3405-nucleotide messenger RNA. The record is from the annotation of a GenBank genome assembly. NCBI's taxonomy places the organism in Eukaryota, Metazoa, Nematoda, Chromadorea, Rhabditida, Anisakidae.